UUGGGAAAUAUGUUUGAAAAACACCCCUCCUCUCUCUCUGCUUCUUCUUCUACUCUUUCUUCUUCCUUCUCUUUCUUCUCCUUCUUCUUCUCCUCCUUUUCCUUCUCCUUCAGGCGUUCUUUCUCAGAAGAGUCGCCGACGAGGGGCGGGUGGUGUGUUGGGAAGAUAUGGGAGACGGAAAAAGCCGCCAACUCUCGGGAUAUGGCCAUAUGGGAUAAUUGUGGCCCUGUGGGCGACGGGAGGCGGAAGAUGGAGGUCGGAGAACUAGUGGGUGACGAGCAGCGACGGCAAGGCCGGUAAGCUGUGGAUGUGGGUGGCAGAUUUGAGAUGGGUAGGCGACGACACCGAUGAGCAACACACAAUCGCAGUUAGGGAAGCUUUGGCCAACCGGCAACGCGCGUCGGAAGUUGGGGAAAUUAUGGGCGGCUAACGGACGAACGCGGCAGUUGACAGAGUUGUGAGCUACAAAGGUUGCUACUCUUUGCCAGAAAGAAAUAGAACAAAUAAAGGAAAAUAAAGAAAAAAAGCAAGAAAGAAACAAAGAAUGAGAUGGCGAGAUGCCCGGGGAGAACUAGAACGGAGAAGGUGGUCUCGGGGAAGAAACAAAGGAAGAGAUAAGGAAAGACUAAAAUAAAAAUAAAAAUAAAACAUUUGAAUGUAUUUCCAAUCGAUGAUAUUCGAUUCAUCAUCACGUCUAACGUGGAUCAUUACGUAACUGCGCAGUUAAAAACUCGGUUAUUUUCAAGAAUUCAUUUGAAUGUCUUUCCGAUUAAAUUAUUAGCUGAAAUUUGGUAUGAGUAAACUAGAUUUAAUGAAUAAGAUGCUCAAAAAUGUUUAUCAAAAAAAUCCACUGGGAACUACAUCAAAUGGUGACGACCGUACAAAAC
Cuscuta europaea is the source of this 887-nucleotide messenger RNA. NCBI's taxonomy places the organism in Eukaryota, Viridiplantae, Streptophyta, Magnoliopsida, Solanales, Convolvulaceae. The record is from the annotation of a GenBank genome assembly.